CUAUUUGAAACAACGAAGAAGAAGAACAGCUUCGAGUCUUUACGGUUAGCAACAAUGGCUCAAGGUUCAAAGAAGUUUAAAACUCCGCGGCCAGGAGUCGCUAAAAAACCACAUCAAAACAAAGCGAAAGGACCCAGGAAAGGAGGGAGGAGCAUUGCACCUAAAAAGACUCAAGUCGUUGAGCAACAGAAGCUGAAGAAGGGUCUCGAGAUUGCCAUCAGGAACAACAUUGAGAAGGAGGUGACCCAGAAGGCCAGCUUAUCCCUCCACAAGCCACUGAGUUUGGUCAAAGGAGCCGAACGUAAAGCCAAGCCCGGAGAAGCCCGUCCAGGAACCAGCUCCAAAUAGGGUUUGAUACCCAGACCCGAGGUUGAGCGGGUCUAAACCGCUGGUCUUAGUCAUGGGAUCAGGGAUCUACAAUUGUUCCUAUGACUUGUAUUUAAGAUGCAUGCCAGCGCUGUGUUGUUUUAGAUCCCUGAAUGUUUCCGCUGACUUCAGGCUGAUAUAGUCGGAACACUUCUUGCACAGAUGCUAAUUAUUAGUUUGUCCUUUUACAAAUAAAUGUAUAGUAAAAAACUAAGAAUCUUAAACCUGUCGCUGUCGAGAAUCCUUUGAGAUAUUCAUUUUUUAAGAACAGACCUCAGCUCAAUUAAGGCUCGGAGAUUAUGUUGACAAUCUUAGGUGGCGUUCCCACAUAAACCCAUAUGUUUCUGUGAGCCACUGAGAGCCCAGUGCUCCCACAUGCACAUAUUAUUUGCUGAAUAUCGGUGACAAAGAGGCACAAACGAGUAAUCGUGUAACGGAUCAUUGUCCAUCCGUACGGAUCCCCCCACGGUUCGGCAUGCAUGUGAACCACGUAUAAAUUACACAUUUUAACGUUGACCAUCACAGUGUGAAAUAAAGUUUUACUGAAUAUGCA
Cyclopterus lumpus (lumpfish) is the source of this 919-nucleotide messenger RNA. It is a transcript of the gene c1h19orf53, whose product is annotated as chromosome 1 C19orf53 homolog. The record is from RefSeq and is a predicted model, not a curated record. Lineage: Eukaryota; Metazoa; Chordata; Actinopteri; Perciformes; Cyclopteridae. The coding region runs from base 55 to 348 and encodes 97 amino acids. The transcript has 3 exons.